Papaver somniferum (opium poppy) is the source of this 2126-nucleotide messenger RNA. RefSeq lists its product as uncharacterized. NCBI's taxonomy places the organism in Eukaryota, Viridiplantae, Streptophyta, Magnoliopsida, Ranunculales, Papaveraceae. The record is from RefSeq and is a predicted model, not a curated record. The coding region runs from base 320 to 1678 and encodes 452 amino acids. The transcript is spliced from 3 exons.
ACUUCUUUUUGAAAGCUCACGGGGAAAAAGCAAGACUUGGGCUUUCCUUGCCUUGUUUUGUAUUCUUGCUGGUGCUUUCGGUACAAGUCUUCGAAAGACUGCCUCCUUUUAAGAGCAUAUACCUAUCUUCGUCCUCUUUUUUAUUAGUCCUGGGUUCACAAAAUACUUUCGUAAAGUGCUUUCCACACCUCUAUGCAGCGCCUUAAACUGAGUUUCUUUUCAUCUUCUUCUCAAGCAAUCUCUUCUAUAUCAUAUUUUAUGGCUUAGUAUUAAAACCUCAAGAACAAGCUAUCAUUUGACCCUUUUUUUCUCUCUUAUCAUGGAACCCAUGAAUUCAUCAACCAAUUCUCUUGGCAGUACCACCAUCAAUGUCAAUAUCUCCGAUGAAGUAAAUGCAAUGAUCGUCCCGUUACUGCUGACGAAUCCGUCUUAUCAUCGUUCAAAGUCGAACAUAUACGACGAGCUACGAAGUUUCCGUGUGAGUCUCAAGUGGUGUGCACUUGAUCAUUCAACAUAUGUAAACAAAACUGUUUCUUACUUGGUUUUUAUUUUCCUUACCAUAGUUGUUCCCAUUUUUAGUUCAGUUUUUGUUCAUGUACCUAAGACUUCAACUAUUGUGGAUCCAAUUUCAUUCAACAAGUUGAUUCAGUUGCCAGAGUCGGGUUUAGCCAUCAUUGGUUUCUUCACAAUAUCCCGGUUCUUUAAAAAGUACGGUCUGCGACGGCUUCUAUAUCUCGAUGAACUUCAAGAUGAUUCAACGUACGUUCGACGUGGGUAUGCACGAGAACUUGAUAAAUCCUUUAGACACCUUGCUUACAUUCUUUUACCUUCUUUUCUUGUUGAAUUUGCACAUAAGAUACUAUUCUUCUCAACAGUCAUAGUAUCAAUCCCCGUACCGUACGCAGAAAACCGUCUACCGUACAAUUCGAUUAUGUUUCUAGCAGGUUUAGUUUCAUGGGUGUAUAGAACUGGUGUGUUUUUGUUAGUUUGUGCGUUGUUUAGAUUAACAUGUGAGUUGCAAAUAUUACGGUUUGAAGGAUUUCAAAAGAUGUUAGAAGGUUAUGGGUCAGACCCUGCUACCAUUUUUGAAGAACAUAUGAGGAUAAAAAAGCAAUUAUCGGAAACAAGUCAUCGGUACCGGCUUUUCAUUGUGGCUUCUUUGUUUAUGAUUACUAUUUGUCAGUUUGGAGUUCUCAUGUUAGUUUUGGGUUCAAAAGCUGAGAAGAACUUCUUCAAUUCAGGCGAUCUUGUGGUUUGUUCCGCAGUUCAGUUAAGUGGUUUCUUACUGUCACUUUUGGGAGCAGCAAGAAUUACUCAUAGAGCCCAAGGAAUUGUAUCCAUUGCUACAAGGUGGCACAUGCUUCAUGCAACUACAUUCAGCAAUGGGGUCUCGAAGAGUAACUGCUGCACGUUGGAAAAGAUGGAUAGAAUUUCAGCGGCCAAUGCUGGGGUUGUCGAAGAGUCUAACCGCACAAUUAAUAGUAACUCAACAAAUGACACUUUGCUUGCGAUGCCGUCACAGGAUUCAUCAUCUUUCCAGACUAGACAAUCUUUGGUGACAUAUUUGCAACACAACAACGGCGGAAUCACCGUGUAUGGGUUCGCUCUGGAUAGGGGAUUGCUUCACACACUCUUUGCCUUUGAGUUUUCUCUAGUUUUAUGGAUAUUAAGUAUGUGAACCAACUUCCUAGCUAGUGGAACCUUUAUGUUUUCCUACGUCCCUCCAGUCGAUAUUGUACGCACGUUAUUCACAGAAAGCAAUGUUCCCAAACAAACACAGUGAUUACAUUGCUACAUAGGCCUAUUCGCUGAUGAUAAGAGUAUCGAAAGAAAUAUCGAUGACCGAGAUUGAGCUUGAAGAACUUCUGCAGAGAAUCUAACAUAUACACAAACUAAUUUAACAAGGUCUUCACCGAUCCGAAUGCUAAAUUUACAGAAAGUGAAAAAUCAUGGAUUCUCCAGUGCCCAGUGGGAUAUGUCCUCACUCCUCAAAUGUUGGGAAUGGGCUUUGGUACAUGAGCCUUUGCCUUGUGUAUUUCAUUUUCUAGGAGCACAUGACAAAUUCUCCUCCUUUCUGGUGUUGUUUUGAUAUGAAAACGAAAGAUAAGAAGUCUGUGUGUUGAUUA